Messenger RNA from Cajanus cajan (pigeon pea), 760 nucleotides. RefSeq lists its product as uncharacterized. NCBI's taxonomy places the organism in Eukaryota, Viridiplantae, Streptophyta, Magnoliopsida, Fabales, Fabaceae. The record is from RefSeq and is a predicted model, not a curated record.
AACUGGUGUCGUUGAAUCCAACUUCCCCCAAGGCAAACGAAAAUGACACAUUACAAUAUUACAUACCCAACCAAUACGCAUUAGAUUGUUACACUUAUUCUAUAGUAUAUAUAUAGUGAAGGGUUGUUUGUUCCAAUAUUAAUUUGUUUUCCGAUGGGUUCCUCUGUUGCAACAAAAAGCAUAGCAGAUUCAGCGUCGUGGUGGUGCGCCAUGGUGUUGUUGGGCAUGAUACUGCUGGGGUCGAUAAGGGAAAGCACGGUGGCAGAAGAAGGUGAGGAGGCUGUGAAAGGGAACAACCUGCGUGAACGAGCGUGUGAUGAAAUUUACGUUGUUGGAGAAGGGGAGACCCUCCACACCAUCAGUGACAAGUGCAACGACCCGUUUAUCGUGGAGCGGAACCCCCAUAUCCAUGAUCCCGAUGAUGUUUUCCCUGGCCUUGUCAUCAAAAUCACACCCACCAAUACUAGCAAGAGUGGUUUCCUUUGGAUCUAAGAACAAGCUUGAUUCCAUACUAUUCCCCGGGUAACGGAUCAAUGAUCCAACAAUAAGCAGGGCAGCACGCCAGCAAUUAAAGAUGAGUUCAAGAAAUAAGGUAAUAUAUAUAGGGUGUGUUUGAAUACUCAUCCACACAUAUUUUCAUGCACUCAAAUGAAAAAGUAUGAGUGUGAGUGGAUUGGGUUGAACGGAUGUUUGACUUUUCCAAAUAAUAAAACAAACAUGCACAUAGUCUCUCCCAAUGAAUUGUUCUGUGACGUUGAAA